UGUAGUUUACUUUUUUGUAUUUUUGUUUAUUUUGUUAUUUCUGUCUUACUUUGUUAAUUAAAGAAAAUUAUAGUUCUACACGGAAUAUAUAUAUACUAGGUGUUAAAUAUGGAUAUGGUGAUAACACAUAAGCAAAUUAUUUCACAGAAUAUGUUUAGGGAUAUACUAAGAGAUAUAUAAAUGGCUGAUAACUUAUUGUGAUUGUUCAUGAUUCUGAUCAUCACUACUACACAAUUACUAAAAAUCUUUCGUCUUUUUUUCAAACGAAAAAAGAAAAACCGGAACAAACAAAAUUUCUAUCAAUUGGCAAAUCUCGUCGAAGAAGAAGAGGCAGAGGUAGAAGACAAUUUAUGUAUAAAUGGUUAGAAAAUGAAGAAUCGCUUGGAAGAUGAAGAAGAGAUAUAGCCAGAGAAAGACGCAGAGGUAGAGGAAGAUGUAUGUAUAAUCAGUAACACUUAUCCAGAAGAAAGAUGUUCUUGAUUAUGUUUACAAACUUGAAUUUAGUUGCGAAGAGUAAUAAAACGAUUAAGUUUCAAGUGGUUUUCUGAAUAAAUCAGAUAUUUUUAAUUCAGUGAGACUUUUUUUAACUACUACAUGUUGUUCUUAAACUAGUUCCAUAUCAAUGUUUUUGGACCUUGAGUGAUGUAGUGGGUUCUUUGAAAUGUUUUGUGGUCGCAAUAGACCAUAAACGAUCCAAGAUUAUUUCCAUGGUCAGCAGACAUUUGUAAUAUUAUUAUAAAUUUAAAGGAAUAUAAUGUUGUAAUUGAAGUAAUUAACUGUUAAAAUAAUUCUUAAUAAUCAAGUAUACAUAUAUUAUUGACUUUUGAAAAAGAAAUUUAAGUAUGGUUUACAAAAUAAAAAUCCAAAUAGCUUUAAAAAAAAUUUAUAGAUAUGUUCCGUUUUGUUAUUUUGAAAAAAUAAAAUAAAACAAAAAACUAAUGAAAAAUUAAAAUAUAAAUAUUGAUAAUGAAAAUUACAUAAUAAUUGUAACACAUCUAUUUUAUUAAAGUAAUUUACUAUCAUGUGAAUUAACGUGAAUUUUAUACGUAUGAACUAACUUUUUAAAUAAUAUUAUAAGACUUUAUAAAAUAAGAAUAUAUAUUGACAAGAAAAAACAAGAGUAUAAAAUAGGACUUAUUUGUGAAAAAAAAAUGAAAGUUAAUUUCAUAGAAAUAAAAAAAAAAGAGGAGGAAAAAUGUAAUUUUAGUUAGUGAGUGAAUUAUAGUUUUUGUUGGUUAUCUCAUCUAAUUUCCUUAAAAAAUAUUUUCCGUACGUACAAGACAACGUCAGGAAAUACUUUACCAUUAUAUAGUAGAUGACAGUUGUUAAAGGAUUUGAGGUUAACGUGGCCAGUUUUCUUUGACAAUAAUUAACGGGCCAAGAGUUAUUAUUAAAAUGUCCCACGGUAACGUUGCCAACGAUUUUAUCGUAAGAAAACAAAUGUCAAUUAACAUCUUUUUUUUUUUUGACGAAAAAUGUCAAUUAACAUCUUAGUAAAUGAUUGUGUACUCACUAACUUUGUAAUUACUUAUUAACCUCGCUCAGUAACUAAAGCCUAUCUCCAUUAAAACAUUUAUCUUUUUCUAUUCAAAUAAAAAUUAUUGCGGUUUUUGACAGUCUUUUAGAAUGGUGAAAUAGUGAAUCACUGUCGAAUGUCAACAGAGCAGCUAUUAAUCGCCACCAGUCAUCAAAUCUACAGAAAUGAGAAAAUAAAGUACGCAGACACGUUUUGGGAGAACAUGGAAACGAAUUACCGAAACAAUGAAUUUCGAAUCUUAACUGUUAGGGUAAGCUCUCCACUCAUAGUAGCACGGAGUAGGUCAUCAUUUAGAAUUUUUUUUAGUUAUAGUUGUUUUCUCUGCAGAUGAAUUUAUGAGCAGUCAACUUGAAGAGUGAUUUCCCGUCAAUCUAGAAAUGACCAAAAGGUAAUCUAGGUAUCACUGGAAAGAUCUCAGAGUCAGCUUUUCGUAUCAUCUUUAUGAUCGACAAACGUAUGUUAGAAAGUGAUGGCCGUUUUAGUUAGGAAACCAUAAUUUUAUUUUGGGAAAGUUCUUAUUUAAAAACUUUCCAUAUCAGAAGUUUAUGUUUUAAGAUAACUUAUGAAUUGUUUCAUUUAACGAAAUUUCCAUUUAAGAAAACUUUAUAUUUAAUGAAAGUUUUCAUUUUGUAAACUUGAUUUUAGGAAACUCGAAAUCCAAACCUUCAAUUCUUGUGUUGCAGUUGACCAUUAUUUUAAAGUGUGAGAGUGUCGGGACAUAAAACCAGCAAUUCAAGAGACGGUAGAUCGGAUGGAAUUCUCUACACGAAACCGACUCUUGAGAAUAAGAAGGACAAACCUCGAUUGUGGGUAAUUUCAAAGGCGUUUUUUAACUUUUUAUUGAUAUGAUGAAAUAAAAAUUAUGAUAUGCAUGCGAACAAUAGAGAAAUGAACCAGUACUCGGCGGAGUGGCAAAAAAAGAUCUAAGACUAGUAAAACCCUAAUUCCAGUCGUCAGUCUCUAGUCCUUGUAUCCAAGUCUGAAUAAUCUUGCUGGUCUCUCUUAUCCUCCUUUUAUGUAUAAACCUCUUCAUCAUUUUACCCUAAUUAAGUCGGUUUAACCUAAUGAGCCAGCUUAAUGGAACGAGCAUCUGGGCCGAGUCUUCGAGUUGUAUCUCUAGCCGCCGAGCAGUCGUUGGCUGAGUUCGCAGCACUGAGUUGAGCCUAUUUCAUGAGCCGAGUUCUAUAUUCAACAGGCAUUGUGGAUGCAAUCCAUCUCUAACAUGAAAGACGACAUUACAUGAAUGUUAUUAAAGUGUUUGAGGUUAACGUGGCCAAGAGAUAUUGUAAUGUUCGGCGCCAACUUGCCUACCAUUUUAUUUUAUAAAACAAAUGUGAAUUAAAAAAAAACUGUCAUGACUAAUCUACAAAUUUAGAUUCCCCUCUCUAUAAAAGACGAAAGGGUUCUUAAGAGUUUUAUUCGUCAAACAACUAGAAAACAAAAAAAAAAAAACAAUGCCGACUCAAAAAAGCUCAUCGAUCCCUUUAAUGGUCAAGAAAAAACUCACCGAAAUGGUGAAACCCCCGAAACUCAUACCUUCACAUACUCUUUCCCUUUCAACACUUGACAAUGCUCCUUACAACGAAGUUAUGUACAAGAUGUGUUACGUUUUCAAACCCAGGAACGUCGGUUAUGAUGAUAACCAGCCGGAUUAUUUGGUUAGGGAGGCUUUGUCUGUUCUUCUUGGCUACUACUACCCACUUUCAGGGACUUUGAAGCGGAGGGACACUGAUCGGAAGCUUCAGCUGAGUUGUGGCAGCGACGGGGGCGGUGUGGCGUUCACGGUGGCUACUGCUAACGUAGAGCUUUCUUCUUUGAAGUAUCUAGAGAACAUUGACUCAGAUAUGGCCUUGAAGUUUUUGCCAGAGGUUCAAGUGGAUAAGGAUGGUUAUCCACCUUUUGCGUUGCAGGUGACCAACUUUAAAUGUGGAGGAUUCAUCUUGGGGGUUGCUCUGCCGCAUUCAAUGUGCGAUGGAUUUGGAGAGGGACAUAUCAUGUGCGCCUUGACAGAGUUGGCCGGCGGAAAGAAUAUGCCGACGGUGACACCGGUUUGGGAAAGAGAGAGACUCGUGGGAAGGCCUAAAGACAACGAUCAAGUUCCCUUUGUUCCCGAAGGCGAUACGGCUACUUCACCCUACCUACCGACUGAUGAUUGGGUAAGUGAGAAAAUAAGUAUCAGAGCUGAGAGUAUAAGAAGACUGAAAGAAGCUACACUGAAAGAGUAUGACUUCUCUAAUGAGGCACUCACUACUUUCGAAGUUAUAGGAGCUUAUUUGUGGAAGUCAAGAGUUAAAGCUCUGAGUUUGGAUCGCGAUGGAGUCACAUCUUUGGGUUUAGCUGUAGGAAUCCGAAACGCAGUGAAUCCACCUUUGCCCGACGGAUACUAUGGUAAUGCAUACAUAGACAUGUAUGUAUCAUUAACCGUUAAAGAAGUAGAAGAGUUUACCAUCUCUGACAUCGUGAAGCUCUUAAAACAAGCAAAAAGAAAGGCUCACGAUAAAGAUUAUCUCCAAGAAGAGCUUGCCAACACUGAAAGUAUCAUCAGUAUGAAUUUAACGAUCAAAGGUAGAUUUUGUUUGACGGACUGGAGGAACAUUGGGAUUUUUGGAUCGAUGGAUUUCGGGUGGGGUGAGCCGGUGAAUAUUGUCCCGGUGGUCCCACCAGAGAUAGCCAGAAUUCUUGGUAUCGUCAUGCCAGCGUCGAGGUUAGAACCUUCGAUGGUAGGAGGGGUUCAAGUCAUGAUUACGUUGCCAAGAGCUGCAAUGGUUAAGUUUAAAGAAGAGAUGAAUUCUGUAAACUGAAACUUCUUUCUUUGAUAUGGGAAUCUCAAUAAAUUAAUAUAAAUAAGUAAUAAUCUUUACACAAAAAGUGAUUACCUUUUACAAAAAGUGAUAAUGCAUUCAAAUUAUUUCUUGGUGAGAACAUCUUUUUGGUUCCGCCUUCAGAAAUCUAUAAACGCUCAUCAAAACAAAAUAAAUACAACCAUGGCAACUUCUUCCAUUUGCAGUUUUCAUUGAGGCCUCUCCAGGGUAUUCUUAUCAACCUGAGAGAAACACAAGAAUUGUUUCGGUGUCAACCAUUGUUUUGUAUUUCAUGAUGAGGUUAAUUUCCUUUAUACUUUACUUGGAUCUCUUUUUAUGCUACUACCUAUUCUAUUGAUUCUUUCCUAACUCUAAUUAUGAAAAUAAGUCGGUGUCCACUGAAUUGACUGCUGGUGAUAAGCUGUUCUCAGUGAGUUUUGAAUCUUUGAAUUGGUCGAGCAAUAGAUGGUGUAAACUUGAUCAAGAACUGCAGAAGGCGUGCGGUUGAUUAAGUAUGCGACAAUCAUGAUCGCCUCACCCCAAUUUUUGAUAGGUAAGUUGCUUUGAAAUAACAAGGCUCGAGCAACAUUGAGGAUAAGAUGAUUUUUGUUUUUUCAACUCUUCCCGUUAUGUUGAAGAGUACAUGAAGUCUGAUAGAUGAUACCAUUCUCGCGAAAGAAGCUUGCUAAGCACAUAAACUCAGCUCUGUUGUCGCUUCGAACAAUCUUGACCUCUUUAGAGAAUUGUUCUGCAGCCAAUUUUCAGAAAUUGGAUAGGACUGUGCGAACCUCAGAUUUCUCGAGAAGUAAAUAAGUCCUGACUGCUCCGGAAAAAUCAUCAACCACAGUACGAAAGUAGACAACUCCUGGAGAUGUACGAGUCUGACCCUCUUGCUUGCACGAUGCGAGUUGUUCUUUGAGAUGAUGGAUACAAACUUUGUUUCCCACUGAGAAACGUUACUUUAAAUUCUCCCACAACUUGUGAGAAUCUGAUAUAAGCGUAACUGUUGAACGAACAUGAGCUUCUAUAGAAGAACAAAUCCACCCAACAAUCAUUGAAUUGACAGAAGACCGGAGCUCGAAGUGAGGAUCAUCGAUGGCAGGUUUCGGUAUUGAACCAUCAAUAAACCCUUCAUUUAGCUUUAAGGGCGUUGACCAGCUCCGAAGACCAUUCAUUAUAAUUCUCACCCGUAAACAUCACCGAUGUUAUCAAAGCUCUUGGAUUAUUGGACACAAGAAAGGAGUACGGGGCGGAUGCAUUAGCGGCGUUUUUCUCAACCUGAAACUUUCUUGUCGGUGUAUCCUUACUUGCGGAAGAGAUAUCAGUCUCGACCAUAACUGCAAAUUUUUUGUUCUUACCAAGAACAAAGAUCUGAUCUAGAAGAAAAAAUCGGGUCACAAAACUUUUAUUGCUCUGAUCCAUGUAAACUGGAGAUGAUAUUGUAAACUCUAAACUUAUAUUGAUAUCAACGACGGACUUGAGUAUAUAUAUACAAAAUUAUAAACCGACUUAAAACAUAAACCUAGGAGUAAAUAGGAAAUAUAAUAUAAGCUAAUGACGGUUUAGAAAGGUAAUCCUUAUCUAGGAUUCCCUUUCCUAAUAGAUGGAUAUUAGAAGAAUUCCACUUUAAAAUUUUGUGUAGAAGAUUAUAAUUAAGGGAUGAAUUCUUUAGUGAUGAGUCCUUUAUGUCGAGAUUACUUUGUCUUUGAUACUUUGAAGGUUGAUUUGAUUGUUUGAAGGAGAAUAGAUCUGUUUCAAACUGGUGGUGAUGGAAUUGUGGUAGAUGGUCUUUAGUGAGGAUCUGUGAACUGAUCAACACUUGUGUAGAUGUGUCCUUGAUCGUGGGAGGUGUUCCCACAAACAGUGAUCAAGGAUGAGUAUGCUUGCAGAGAAUGAACUCUUAGAUGUCGAUGUUCAAAGAUGAACAAAUGAUACACAAAUUUUAGAAAGUUUUUAACAAAAAAAGGUGAAUGUUUUUUAAUAAGACUCAAAUGAGUUUAUAUAGAAAUACAGACAUUAAACACACUUAGACUUUGUAGAAAACUAGACAAAGACUUAGAUAAAAACUAGGAAAGACUUUGAUAAGAACUAGGACAUAAGACUUGACUUUUGACCAGAAUAAGUAAUACUUUGAAUUUCUCUUUGCGCUGAAAAGGCCAAUUUGGCCCAGCAUCUAAACAAGCUCCUUCUUCAGUGUCACUUAGCUAAUUCAGCUCAUCCAUUUCCAGGUAAGUGUCACUUAUCUCAUUCGGCUUAUCCUUAGUAACCUUAGCUGGUUUCAUCUCAACUUCAGUCUCCUUAGCUGGUUUCAGCUCAGUAUGCUCGCUUUUCAUCCAUCAUGGUUUGUCCUUUGUUGGAUAAUCAGCUGGCUCAGCCAUGGUUACAUCAUUUAGUCUCCCUCAACUAUACAUACACACUAAAUCCUCCUAGACUAGUAAGCACUUCACAAAACCUCCCUAACUUACAUUUUUCAUCAAUUAACUACUCAUACUUGUCAAAUUCAAAUCAAUUCCACAAAUUCAUUAAAAUCUUAUUAUAUGGUGUGUUUACUUGAGUAUUUGCGUUUUCCAUGGUUCAACCAGAUUACACAAGGCGAAAUGUCUUGAAUCUCACAGCAAUUUUGACUUAAAUUCGAAACAUGGAAGACCAUAUCUCCUUUGUAUCUAACAAGAACAACGCUGCCGAAUCAAAGAUUAUUAGUAAUGGCGAACUCUCUCCACCCUUCACUAAGUCUCCGACCAGUCAUUUUCACUCUCCAUGUUUUAUCUGAAGCGUAGGAUUUCAGGUCCGCAUGCCACGCUUAUUCCUUACUCAAUUUACUUGGAGAAGAGGUCUUCUGAAAUCAUUUACAAACAAACAACGAAAGGAUGGAUAUAUUGUGAAUAAGCUGUUCGAGAGAGAGUAAGAGAGAUGGUUACGAGGCGAGUGUGAAAGCCGGGAACUAGUGUUUGUAAGAAUUCUGAGCGAAAAAGCCUUGAUUUUGCCAUGUUCGCCAUUGUUGAAGUUUCUCUUCUCCUACUCUCUCAAAAGAUUAAACUGUUGAGGCUUAAGAAAAUAUAGAGAAAUUAUAUAAAAUGGAUUUUGGUCCUAUGUUCGUUCAGCGAAUGUUAUUCGAUUCGCUGACUUAAUUAGUAAAUUAAUUUUUAUUACUUGAAUGUAUUUUAACAAAAAAAACAAUUAUAGCUGUUUAUUAAAUGUCAAGAUAUAAAUUAUUUUUUUUAAACCAAGUAAAACAAUAUUAUUAAGAAUUAUUUUAAUUUUUUCAUACUGAAAAAAUAAAAUAUAAAAUAUUAUAAUAUUAAAAGUAUUUUAAAACUAAACAAACACCAUUAUUUGAAAUUACAAUAUGAAAAUACUGUUAUUUUCUCUUAAUUGGCUGUUAAGCAAAAUAGAUUAUUGACAAAGUAUAACAAAUUACGUUAAGUGCUUUAAAACUUAUAUAGUUGUCUUUGGAUUACACAUGAUAAUGCAUGAUAUGCAACCAAGGCUUUUUCUAAGAAAAAAAAAACAAUAUAGACAACCAAUUUAAGUCAUAUUAAAUAUUUCUAGCCCGUUUCUUUCUUAUUUUGAAUGUCCUAUCUUACUUCAUUUUUAUCACUGGAUAGCACCCAUUAUUACAUCAUCAUAUAUAAUCUCUAACUUUAUUACAAUAUGAUGAUCAACUAUCUGCAAUAUAUAUAAUACUGAUGAACAGCUCCACGGAUAAUGAUUCUAUAAUGAAGUUCUUUCCAAAACAUUUAGAAGGACGGUUUUGCAUGUACGACAUCCUCGAUGGAAAGACUUCCUCCCUCCGCAGCAGACGACCACAACGAACGGCUCUACUUAAAGUACUAUGAAACCCCUAAAAGCAUGCAUCUUAUAAUAGUCAAGAAAUUGCAUAGUAUGGGAUUUGAACCCUAAAUCUAGAUGUAGAAACUUUUAAACUUUAACCAUUAGACUAAGAUUCUUCCACGAUCCAUACUUCAUUUUAUUCUCAAUCUAGAAUAAUCUUCUUUACUGAAUAGGAUUUCAUCUCUGCCUUCAACUUCUACAUCCUUCUUGUCUUUUUAUUAUUAGUUUUGCUAGAACCAUUUGGUAACUUAAACACAACCGGUUAGUAUGAGAACCAUAUUUUCAACAUGAAAAUUUGUACCUUCUUGCAUAACAUUUUUCUAAACCACCUAAAGGUAAAAAAACAUUGUACUAAGUAAUUUGUACAGAUAGAAUUUAGCAAGUAAAUCUCAAAUGAACAUAUAUUUUUAGAUAUCUGAAAGAGAGGCUCGAAUGUCAUCUUAACAUUUAUUUUAAAAUAAACUGGGUUAAUCAUUUUAGAAUAGUAUCUCUUUCAUUUGUAACUAUAAUAUAAUUUCACUACAAAGGAGAGUAGUUUCUCCACUAAACACAUAGUUGUAACUUGUAAUAGUCAAUUGCUAUAUUUGAUGGAACAUAGUGUAACUCAUAUAUUUGACCAUUGACUUCUUAUAGCAAUAAGGGAAUGAUUUGUGAGAGAUUGACUGACUGAUCUACUUGAUAUCCUUAGCUUUUCAGUUGUUCCAUUUGUUCAAAGCCAAAUACCAAAUCAUAUUUCUCUUCUAUGGUUCUUAACUUUUAUAACCUUCACUAUGAAGGUAGAUUCAUAAUUUUUUGAAAGAUAUAGCUCCAGACCGAAAAAUAUACGUCUGAUGGUAUCAAACGCAUCUUGGACAUUGUCAGGAUAGGUCUUGAGGUCAGUCUCAUUGUCGAGGCAGUAACGCAGGAGUAUUCCGGUGUAGAAAGAAAGUAAACCAUAUAUAAACAGUAGUGUCCCAACCAUCCUCCUUCUUUGGCAGCUUCAAACAAAUUAAAGUAUUCCAACUCCACAUAUAACGUUCUAUCCUGCACAUGCCCCCAUGUGUUUUAGACAGAUUGACUAAAGAGCAAAAGAUAAACAAUCAUGUUCUUUAUCCUAGACGUGUUUGGUCUAAACAGUUUCGUUUAUUUGCUUCCGUGUGAUAUAUUACAAUAGAGCUGAAUGCUAUUUUGUACUUUUCUCUUAUUUUACUAGGAUAAAGGUUACAGUCUUAAAGACAAAUACACAUAUAUCAGAAUAUGAAAGAAUCUAAGCUAAAAAGCAUAUUCUAAUACACAUCCUAGAUUCUUGUAUUCACGAUCAAACAACAGAGAAAAUGUUGAUAACCUUUCAUAAUGAUUUGCUCUCACAUAUUACUACUAUCAUCAAGCCAAGCAUCUUUUAGAUUUUUUUACGUUAAACACAAUAAUCAAUACUAUUAAAUUAAGAACAUGACCUAUUGAUAUAUAGUUUAGUCCAUCUAUUUUAUCUUUUUUUUUAAGGAGUCACUGGACCUAUUUUAAAAUAAAUCAAAUUUCAUAACCGUAACUAAAGAAAAACUACUUCUAAGCUGUAUGCAUAUUUUGUAACGUCACCCUUUAAUUCCAAAAUAUUAGGAAUCCACUACUUUCAAUAUAUAAAAAACUGUCGACUACUUUUGCCUUUAGUUACAAAACGUGCGAAGUCCACUAAAUAGAAAUUAUGUCGUUUGAAAACAAUAAUAUUGAUACUAUACUUUCAAUAAUAUUAUUUUCACUACAAAUUAAUGGAAAUGAACAAUAUAUGGUCAGUAAUUUAAUUAACUUUUUAAACAUAAUUUUACUUUGAACCGGACUACUUUUCGGUCAAUGAGUUAUUGGAUUGACCGUGGAGAACUAUGGUUAGUAGUUUAAUUAAUUUUAAUAUAAUUAUAAAUAUAUUGAUAUUAAAAUAAAAUAAAAAUCCAUGUUUAAAAAUAUAAUAAAGUUUUUUUUCAUUUCACGUAAAAUAUAAUUUAAACAAUUUUUAUAACAAGUUGGAGUUACAGCAUAUAACAAAAAAUACAAUAAUAUUAAAAUUAAUAAUUAUCUAAAUAUCGAAUUUAAACAUUGAAAAUUUUAAAGUAAAAAUUUAAAUAAAAUUAUAUGACAUAUCGAUUACUCAUUGGUUUAAUAUUUAGCCUUUCGUUUUAGCGUUUUUGCGGGUUUUAUCAAGUUUUUAAUUAAUUCAUAUUUCUUAAAGCCUAAAUCAUUGGGUUUACCAGUUCGACCGCGAGUCCAAAUUGGAUUUAAAACCGCUAAUUUAAAUACAAAAUAUUUUAAAUAGAUAAAAUCCUUACAAAUUAACAAAAAAUAUACAGUAACCACUACGUUAAGAUAAUCCUACGUUAUAUAACAGUAUAUAUAUUAAAUUUCUUUAACAUAUAAGAAAAAAUUACAGAAAAUGUUACAUAUUUACAGUAACAUAAAAAACCAAAAAAUUACAAACCAAUACUAUACAUGCGGAUCAAGAUCUAAAACAGACAAAUAUAAUUUUAAAAAAACGGGUAUACGGACAUAUGAUUACAAAAAACUGAGCGAUGCCGGAUCAACUUUUAAAUUUCUGUUACUUUAUAAAAUUUAUUUUAAUUAAGAUUUAUACACAAAUAUGAUUACAAAAAAAAACACAAAUAUAAUUA
Messenger RNA from Brassica napus (rape), 10802 nucleotides. Its product is annotated as spermidine sinapoyl-CoA acyltransferase-like. Lineage: Eukaryota; Viridiplantae; Streptophyta; Magnoliopsida; Brassicales; Brassicaceae. The transcript has 3 exons. The record is from RefSeq and is a predicted model, not a curated record. The coding region runs from base 2992 to 4338 and encodes 448 amino acids.